UCAAAUUGACAGACAGUUGACGUCUGUUGUUUUAUUUGUGAUGGUGUCCUCAGGAAUGUGGAGGAGAUAAAUCAUUAAUUUUUAGAAUUAAAAAGCCAUUACCAAUGUGACAAUAUUGCAGAUCGACUGUUAAAAUAAUAUGUGUUAAUUCCAUGAAAUAAUAUUUAAAACUCUUUAAGACAUUUAAAUCUCCGAAAUGUAUUUAAUGCAGUGAUAGAAAUUGUCGAAUAUGUGUACUAAAAUUCUAAUAGUUUUAUUUAGUUUUGUGUUCCUAGUCGUAUCUUCUACACAUAUAAAAGGAACUUUCUCAACAGAUGACUUUUUUAAGUUCCUGGUAAAGUUCGGCUUUCAAAAGACUGAUAUUCACUACCAGAAAGAAACAUAUGGCUACAUUUUCGGAAACAUCACCUCAAAUCAACAGUUUAAGUAUCCUAUAACUUUUGCUGUGUUAGAUGGGAAGCAUUUUAUAAAUUAUUACAAGAAUCGAGAUCUAGAAAACAAAGAGCUGGCAUGCCAGGUGAUGUUCCAGGAUUUAAAUAGUUCAGCUUACCAUCCAAAAUGUAAUGCAUAUGGGCAAGACUUAUUCAGAAGAAUACCUUGCCCGAAAGGAGAACUGUGUAUUGACGAAGACACUCCAUGGAAUGUAAUUAAGAAAAAUCAGUUUACAUAUGUUAUUCAAAAUACUGGCCAACCAAGGUUUUGGUAUGUGUCUAUGGUCGCAUGCUACUUGGAUGAGGUUAACUGCACCUGGCACCAUUACAGUGGAGCACCCACGAAGGACAGCAAAUCUCUCACGAAAGUCCCGCAAACUAUCCAGUAUGACUUCUGGCUUGUCAACGGCAGCCCUAACCUGUCCUUGUACAACACAUUGCUCUACCAGUUCUCAUUUGAUCGGCAGAACACAUUGGAGCUUUAUCUGGUGUUCUGGCUAUGCUACGUCAUUUUACUGCCAGUACAAAUUUACGCUGUCAGAACUCAAAAACACCCUGUAACCAAGUUGUUCACAUUCAGUCUUGUACUGGAAUUUGUAGCCUUAUGCUUCAAUGUUCUCCACACCGUCAAGUUUGCAGUGGACGGAGUAGGUUUCUCCGGUCUAGCAGCAGCUGGAGACAUUUUUGACAUUAUGAGCAGAACUCUGUUUAUGUUACUUCUCCUAUUACUGGCUAAGGGCUGGGCCGUGACCAGGCUUGAGCUCACUUACAAGCCUUUGGUUUUUGGCGUAUGGCUUGCCUAUGGAAUAGUGCACAUACUUCUCUAUGUUUGGAAUACUACGGAAGUGGACAUAAUCGAAGAAAUAGACGAGUAUCAAACAUGGCCCGGCUGGUUGAUCCUGACUCUCCGCGUGGCCAUCAUGACGUGGUUCGUUGUGGAGCUACGCAACACGAUGAUAUACGAGCACAACAUGCCGAAGUUGAACUUCCUCCUGCAUUUCGGCGCGUCCAGUCUGGUCUGGUUCGUGUACCUACCAGUGAUUGCGCUCAUAGCGCUGCAGAUCAGCCCGCUUUGGAGGUUCAAGUUUAUACUGGGCAUAACAUAUUCUGCCGACUGCCUGGCGUUUUGUGUCAUGGCGCACUUGCUAUGGCCGACUCGCUCGGAGCAGUAUCUGCUGUUAGCGCCAUCUGACUAUACAGCGGGAAUAGAAGAGCUUGACGAAUUCAACGAGUCGCCGCACGUGGUUCACAGCGACACCGUCGCUCUGACGUCCGAAAGCGUCAACGCGGACGACGAAGAGGUAAUAUUCACUCGCGCGCACAAAAACGGCAGCGUCUUCUCAUAGCGCCUCCCAGAAUCGCCCCCGGACGAGGACUGUCCCAAUGACAUUGACAGUGGAGAUGACAUGCGUCAAAACGAAAAUACUACAGCAAAUUUUGGUGGGUAGCACGGUUUUGGUAUACUAAUUUGACGUGUAUGCUUCCCACUGCCAAGGAUUACACACAGCGUACUAAUAAAGAUUACAAGAAUUAUUAUGUACCUAGAGAAAAAUUAUAUUAUUAUAGAAUAAUAUGGUCACUCAAUUAAGGCGAAGGGGGUAAACCAUGGUACUAAUAUUAUUAUACCCGUUUUCUUUUAUAACUAAACUUCAAUUUCAAAUUUGAAUCAGUGAUCACAAACAAAAUAAGGUUCCUUGUUAAAUUUUAUUGGGAUAACCACUUCGCCUCGUCGUUAGUUGGGGUUUCAGAAAUAAUUAUUUUAUAGGUGUACCAAACGAUUGUAAACUUUGGGGACCGACUAGUCCGUUUUAUCGUUGUUUUUAAUAGCACAAAUUAUAAUACCUACUAGCCAAUGUAAAUGUAUGAGUGAAAUACAUAUCCAUUUGUGUUACGUCGCUACUGAUUGAAUAAGCUACUGUUUUAACUAUCCAUCGGCCAUACACAAACUGGCACUAUAAUAUGUCGCGAUACGACCAGAUUCAUAGGAGUUCUUACUUCUAAAUCAAUGUCUAUAAUUUGGACAUUACACUAUAAAAUAAUAAUAAUGAAUGUUUAUUUUUGCCUAUUCUUUAGCUAUUAAAUGGUGUAAUAGAUUUUAUACCCGCCUCGCGUACAUAAAUCAGUAGGUCUAGACAAGUGGCACUAUUUGAUCGAAUCGAAAAUUAUAUCCGUUCACGGAGCGAUGUAACUCCAUACAAAAAAAAACGGCCUUUCGACCGUAUUUCGACAUUACAACUGUCACGUUUUGCCACUUGUCUAGGGGGGUAGCAUUCAACGGCCGAUCUGUAAAUCAAAUACAAGAUUUGCAUUUUACGAGAGGUGGGAUUAGCCCGUCGAAACAGUAGCUAGACUAUUUUGUAAUGAUUGUCCACAAUACAAGUAUUCCAGGUUAAAUUGCCUUCUAAGUACAGUCGCGGAAUGAAAAGGUUCGUCACCUUAGUGUCGGUUUUCGCUUGUACUAGGUACUGUAAGAGUCAAACCUGCCAACAUAACAGUGCAAGAAACAGUGCUGCUAACAUUUAAAUAAAUAUGACGUUUGCUUUGCUAACGAAUAAGGUUUUGCUUGUUUAUUUUUCUAUCCCAUCAGUGCAAUGCAAUGAUGACAUUGACCAAUUGACAAUAGUUUUUUUUAUUUAAUAGAAAUAAUAAUGGCAGGUUGAACCAACAAGAAGGUUUUAGUUUAUCAAUCAUAAUAAUCUUCUUGACAAGAUAAAUCAUCAAACAACUUUGAUCUGAAUAAUUUUGAACUUUACUGACGAACUGUUAAAGAUUAGUUUCUCUAACUCGAGAUUAUUCUGUAACAUAGUUUCAAAAGGUAAUAUGUGCUCGCGAUUCGUUGAAGGAAUCAAUUUGAAAACUGACGAACCUUUUCAUUCCGUGACUGUACAUACUGUAAAUUGUUGUACCUAUUAAUGUUAGUAAUAUACAAACAAUGAAUAUUUUAGUUCGAUGUUUUAAAAACGAAUGUGGACGAUGUCUUCUGAAUGUUGAAACAUAUAGUACUAAGUUUAGAAAAGAGGUAAUCACACAAAUAAUUAUAUGAAUGUAUGUUGGUAUGUUCCGUUAUUUAGGGGACAUAAUAUUCAAUCAAACGAGAUAAGAACAAAAUGUAAAGUAUGUGCCAACUUUGGAGUAAAUUCAUGUACUUAUCUAUGAGAAAGCUAGAUAGUCAAUAUUUAUUAGUGUUAGACGAUGUAAAAAAGUUAAAAGAAUUUACUAUAAUGUAAGGGAUAUUGUGGUGAAGUACUUGAUUAAUAUUGAUGCACGCCACUUAGUCGUACUUAUUUACAUUACAAUGCCUGCCACGAAUCUUGAGCACUCGGUGGAAGAGUAAAAAAAGUAGUUCACUACUUAAAUACUUAUUUUGAGAACUUAUUUAAUACCUACUCUACCUAUGGCACGUAUUUGGGCCUGUAAAUGCUACUUAGUUAAUACUACACCUUAAAAUUGAGCGAAGUAAACAUAAUUUAUAAGGGUUAAAUCAACCUCUACAGAUGUUGCGCGUUGUUGCAAGGUGUUGCACAAACACCUUUUCCAUCUGUGCGUAGGAUCCGUGGCGGAGAUUGUACAAUGCAUUAUUGGUGUUGCCAGCUAAACUAUUGUAUAGAUAUAAAUGGUGUUCUUAUUGAUGUUUCUUCAUUAUGUGGAAGGCGUUUAGAAAAAGUACCAGAGGAUGUGUGGCGAGCAAAUUAUAGUGAAUUUUUUAAAGGGUAAGAAACCAGCACAAAUAUAUUUUUCACUGUCAAGUCAAGCUGUGCAACUCUUGUACUUUUUGCGAUAAGUAGAUUGAAAUUCUAUGAAAGUUAUAUUAUUGGCUUCACUUCAUGUUCUUUGACUACAAUUUAUUUGAAAUUUCUUCUAGAUCUGCUUCAAGCACGCUUUAGUUCUUUUUCCGAUACAAAAUUUAGUUACAUUAUUAAGAAGAAACGAUGGAAUAUUGUAUGUAAAUGGAAAACGUGUAUUACUAAAACACGAGUAACGCUGAAACAUUCUUAUGAACUAAACACUAUUAUGUAUUACAUUUAUACAAAUACGUAGCGUAAUCUUAUAUCGAAUAUAUUACGAUAAAUUAUGGACUUGUGUACAGUGAAUUUUUAUUAGUAAGUGGAUAAAAUAUUGAAGUACAAUUAGAUCUCAUGUUUGAUGUGAUCAUCGUUAUACGCGGUUUUGAUACAAGAAUUUGUUAUUUAGAUACAUUGAUACUUAUUUUUUAUCCUGAUAUCCUUUAUUUAUACAGUCUUGAAGUAUCUAUUCAUGUAUAUCUUAACAUACUGAGAUUAUUUUGUAAAUUGAGGUGCGCUAUUAUUAAUUUGCAAUUCUGACUCCUACGUGAGUUUUGGGCGAAUGUUUUGGCUGUUAUUAAACUCAAACUUUAUAUUUAGACUUGAUUCUUUAACUAUAUUUAUUACUUGCUUCCGAGACUCUAAUCUCAGCAUAUUGUUGUAAAAUAAAACGGCAGUGAAUACAGAGCCCCGAUUACGGUAAUUUUUAACGUCAACAAUCCAGACACGCUUCUCGAUUCUGCGAUACGAUUGGUCGUUCAACAGCGUACGUCAGCUGUUUUGACCAAUCGUAUUGCAGAAUCAGAAACGCGUCUGGAUUGUAGACGUUAAAAGUUACCGUAAUCGGGGCUCAGAUUUAGAUAUUUAUCUUGCGAUCGAAACUAUUUUUUUAUGUUACCUUAUACAUAUAGAUAUACUUUCAGUCAUCUCAGUGAAUGCAAUGCUAUUGACAUAAUAAAAUUUGUAAGUACAUAUUAAGUACAGCUUUAAUGUUUAUUUUGAAUAUUAUUUUGUACCUACAUGCUUCGCGCUCGUCUUUUUACUGAAAAUUAUAUUUUUGUUACUACCAACAUUUACCACAAGGUAAAGGUGUGAUGAUGUAAUGUCAAUUAAAUAUUAAAUACGAUAUAAAUCACAAUGUUGAACUACUAAUCAUAUUUUUGUUAUUUUUGCAUAUGAGCGCGGAGCAGUUUUUCGUAAAAUGAUAAUAAGGUCCAAACGCACUAGGUGUUAAGCUUACUUUUAACAGCGACUCUUGCAACGUCAACGGCAAAUCAAUCCUGGCAGCCGAUUUUAUACCUUACUAAAAAUUGCAUUUUAUUAUUUCAAUCGAUUACUUAGUUGCUAAUUUUCUUUUUCUAAUUCGUGUUGAUGUCAUGACUUAACUGGGCGAAUAUUUGUCUACCCGCGUCGGUUAAAUGCGCCUUGGUCUUUGCCGCACCAUGUUACAACGAUGAAUGUAAGUGCAUUUGGACCUUUAAUGAAAUUAUGAAAAGUACUGUAGGCUAAUUCGAUGUUGUGCGGUGUUCAAUUAGUCGGAACCUUUCUACUAAAAUAUUUUAUGGACAUGCUCUUUACAUGAAAUGGACUUUUGAAACAAGCGGGUUAUCGCAAUCUCCAGUGCAGUUGACUAAACACAAUAUUACUUUCACUUAUUAAUUAUAUUUAAAUGUAAGCUUUUCUGUACCUUCGAAAUCAUUGUAAAUAAAUCUUUCAUAUUAUA
Molecule: messenger RNA, 5936 nt
Organism: Ostrinia nubilalis (European corn borer)
Lineage: Eukaryota; Metazoa; Arthropoda; Insecta; Lepidoptera; Crambidae
Product: integral membrane protein GPR180
Exons: 7
Coding region: 230-1777 (515 amino acids)
Biological process (GO): response to pheromone; G protein-coupled receptor signaling pathway
Source: RefSeq, a predicted model, not a curated record